AUGACGACUAACAACGGAUUGAGGAAACUGACCAAAUUGUUGAAUCAAAUAUACCGAACGGGCGAAUGGCCUAAGGACUUUCUGGAUAUCACGAUGAUAGUUCUUCAGAAAAACCCCAAAGCGAAUAAACGCAGUGACCACAGGACGAUAAGUUUAAUUUCGCACACAGGAAAGGUUGUGGCCAAAAUCCUUACGAGACCACUUAAAAAUAAAAUCGAGCAGUACAUGAGCGAAGACCAGUUUGGUUUUAGAAAAAGAAGAGGCACCAGGGACGCUAUUGGAAUAUUAAGGAUAAUGUCGAAUAGAUGUCUCGACGUUAAGCAGAACAUAUACUUCUGUUUAUAG
This is a messenger RNA of Ctenocephalides felis (cat flea), 345 nucleotides long. RefSeq lists its product as uncharacterized. Bases 1 to 345 code for a protein of 114 amino acids. Lineage: Eukaryota; Metazoa; Arthropoda; Insecta; Siphonaptera; Pulicidae. The transcript has a single exon. The record is from RefSeq and is a predicted model, not a curated record.